AUGGGUUCAAUUGCAUUCCUUGCUUGUGCCUUGGUUUGCCUGUUUAUAUCUUCAACAGAUGCGUCAUCUGCUAAUUGGCAGUGGCAGUACAACACGUCCGUCUGCUUCAACGAUGGCGAGAAUGCCACAAUAACAUGGAGAGUGACUCUGAACUCGGGGGAAGAAGUUGGAGCUGUGAGUGUCUCGCAACGAAAGCCUGUAGUGUUUGGUUCAGUGGUCGAGAUGUAUUCUACAGUUACAGGAAAGGGCUCAGCGUUCAGUGAUCGAGUAAUGAUGUUAUCCUACUCGGGUUUAUCUCCUGUGUAUUAUGUAAUGUUUACGCUGAAGGUUAACAACAGCGAGGAUGAAUUCGGCACCUACGAAAUACGAUGUAAUGUAAACUCAAAAAACUACCUCGUUGGGCAGCCUCCAUCAGACACUCUACUCAAAGUGCAGGUUCCACCAAGCAGCGUUAUUAUAACCCCACCGAGCCCUACCGUGACCGAGCGUGACCAAGUGAACCUGACGUGUUCAGCUGAUGGUACUCCUCCACCAACCUUCACAUGGAUCAGCCCUCAGGGGCACACCGUAGCACACGGACCGUCCUACACCAUUCCCAUGGUGCACCGCGACAUGUCAGGGGUAUACACGUGCGUGGCUACUGACGGAUGUGGACGGAAUCACACCAUGGAUGCGACACUCGCUGUGAGAUAUAAACCAGAAAACACCAAAUUAAUACCAAAUGAGCAUAUCGGCUGUGUCAGGGAUGUUGUCUCGUUAAAUUGCUCAGCGUUGGCUAACCCAAACAACAUCAAUUACACUCUGUAUCGCAAUGAUACGGCGCUUGCAUCAAAUAUGAACGGAAAAUUUGUCAUUAGUCUUAACACUUCUGGCUUGAGUAUCUUCAAGUGUGUUCCCAGUAACGAGGUGGGAGAUGGAGAAAACAAGAUCGGCUUCUUCGCUGUCAAAGAUCCGCCACGAAUAACAAGCUUUACCUCGCCAAAAAUCGAAGUCGAAGGAUCCGGUGUAACAAUGCGAUGCAUCGCAUCUGGUACAGCGCCGUUAAGAGUUGCGAUUUUCCACCCAAACGGCUCUGUGCUGACCAACACUGGGAUCUACACGUUCAGUCCUAUCACGAGAAGAGAUGGAGGGACCUACACAUGCACCGUGAACAACGGCAACGAGUGUUCAAAUGAUACAAACACAACGAGUAUCACUGUUAACUAUAAACCAGAAAACACCAAAUUAAUACCAAAUGAGCAUAUCGGCUGUGUCAGGGAUGUUGUCUCGUUAAAUUGCUCAGCCUUGGCUAACCCAAACAACAUCAACUACACUCUGUAUCGCAAUGAUACGGCUCUUGCCUCAAAUAUGAACGGAACAUUUGUCAUUAGUCUUAACGCUUCUGGCUUGAGUAUCUUCAAGUGUGUUCCCAGUAACGAGGUGGGAGAUGGAGAAAACAAGAUCGGCUUCUUCGCUGUCAAAGAUCCGCCACGAAUAACAAGCUUUACCUCGCCAAAAAUCGAAGUCGAAGGAUCCGAUGUAACAAUGCGAUGCAUCGCAUCUGGUACAGCGCCGUUAAGAGUUGCGAUUUUCCACCCAAACGGCUCUGUGCUUACCAACACUGGGAUCUACACGUUCAGUCCUAUCACGAGAAGAGAUGGAGGGACCUACACAUGCACCGUGAACAACGGCAACGAGUGUUCAAAUGACACAAACACAACGAGUAUCACUGUUAACUAUAAACCAGAAAACACCAAAUUAAUACCAAAUGAGCAUAUCGGCUGUGUCAGGGAUGUUGUCUCGUUAAAUUGCUCAGCCUUGGCUAACCCAAACAACAUCAACUACACUCUGUAUCGCAAUGAUACGGCUCUUGCCUCAAAUAUGAACGGAACAUUUGUCAUUAGUCUUAACGCUUCUGGCUUGAGUAUCUUCAAGUGUGUUCCCAGUAACGAGGUGGGAGAUGGAGAAAACAAGAUCGGCUUCUUCGCUGUCAAAGAUCCACCACGAAUAACAAGCUUUACCUCGCCAAAAAUCGAAGUCGAAGGAUCCGAUGUAACAAUGCGAUGCAUCGCAUCUGGUACAGCGCCGUUAAGAGUUGCGAUUUUCCACCCAAACGGCUCUGUGCUGACCAACACUGGGAUCUACACGUUCAGUCCUAUCACGAGAAGAGAUGGAGGGACCUACACAUGCACCGUGAACAACGGCAACGAGUGUUCAAAUGACACAAACACAACGAGUAUCACUGUUAACUAUAAACCAGAAAACACCAAAUUAAUACCAAAUGAGCAUAUCGGCUGUGUCAGGGAUGUUGUCUCGUUAAAUUGCUCAGCCUUGGCUAACCCAAACAACAUCAACUACACUCUGUAUCGCAAUGAUACGGCUCUUGCCUCAAAUAUGAACGGAACAUUUGUCAUUAGUCUUAACGCUUCUGGCUUGAGUAUCUUCAAGUGUGUUCCCAGUAACGAGGUGGGAGAUGGAGAAAACAAGAUCGGCUUCUUCGCUGUCAAAGAUCCGCCACGAAUAACAAGCUUUACCUCGCCAAAAAUCGAAGUCGAAGGAUCCGGUGUAACAAUGCGAUGCAUCGCAUCUGGUACAGCGCCGCUAAGAGUUGCGAUUUUCCACCCAAACGGCUCUGUGCUGACCAACACUGGGAUCUACACGUUCAGUCCUAUCACGAGAAGAGAUGGAGGGACCUACACAUGCACCGUGAACAACGGCAACGAGUGUUCAAAUGAUACAAACACAACGAGUAUCACUGUUAACUAUAAACCAGAAAACACCAAAUUAAUACCAAAUGAGCAUAUCGGCUGUGUCAGGGAUGUUGUCUCGUUAAAUUGCUCAGCCUUGGCUAACCCAAACAACAUCAACUACACUCUGUAUCGCAAUGAUACGGCGCUUGCCUCAAAUAUGAACGGAACAUUUGUCAUUAGUCUUAACGCUUCUGGCUUGAGUAUCUUCAAGUGUGUUCCCAGUAACGAGGUAGGAGAUGGAGAAAACAAGAUCGGCUUCUUCGCUGUCAAAGGUAUUUUCUAUCGUGAAUCUUUAUAAUAUGUGAUCGUUUCUACCUUUGCAUCCUCGAAAACCCAGGGGUAUUUUCCUCUAACGUUUCA
Molecule: messenger RNA, 3089 nt
Organism: Nematostella vectensis (starlet sea anemone)
Lineage: Eukaryota; Metazoa; Cnidaria; Anthozoa; Actiniaria; Edwardsiidae
Product: hemicentin-1-like
Exons: 12
Coding region: 1-3027 (1008 amino acids)
Cellular component (GO): plasma membrane
Source: RefSeq, a predicted model, not a curated record